AUGACGAUUUUUGCCGAUUGUCCCCAUCAAGAGCAUUUGCCACGGGCCACAGAUGGUAAAAGAUUGGAAGUCAUGGUUUACCCAAAUAUUCGUGAUAAGUUGGGCUAUGCCCUGGGCUCUUGGCAUCCUUCAGAUCGAAGUGCUAGAGCAGUUCUCAUACCAUGGAAGGACGUUUUUGAUAUGGGCGAAUUUAUGGCGUUUUUACUUAAAUAUAUAGUACCUAAACUUCAAGCAACGUUGGCUGAGUUGGUAAUUACCAGAACUCAACAAAACUUAGAACUUUGGAAUCAAGUCUGGGAGUGGAAAGAUUUAUUAUCAGUACCAUUAAUGGCACAAUUGUUAGAGAAAUAUUUCUUCCCGAAAUGGCUUCAAAUGUUGACAAUGUGGUUAAAUGAAUCACCAGAUUAUCAUCAAGUAUCCAACUGGUACUCUUAUUGGAAAAGUUUACUUAAUGAGGAUAUGCUAACACAAAUUAAUAUAAAAGAAUAUUUCAGAAAAGCCUUAGAAAUGAUGCAUCGUGCUAUUGGAGGAGGUAUGCCUGAAACAACAUAUAAAGAACGCGCUCCGUCUCCAAAGACUUUACCAGCAUUUAGUGCAGAUAAGAUGGGUAUUGCUUCACUAGGUUUUCGAGAAAUUGUUGCUCAAAGAUGUUCGGAACAUGGUAUUUUAUUCAUGCCUAUGAUGGGAAGGAGAUACGAGGGAAAACAAUUAUAUAAAGUUGGGAACAUAUUUUGUUAUAUAGAUAGAAGUGUACUGAUGGUAUGUUUGGAUGGGGUUACGUAUAAACCCAUGGGUCUGGCAGAAAUGAUGGAACGCGCUGCCUAG
Molecule: messenger RNA, 825 nt
Organism: Ctenocephalides felis (cat flea)
Lineage: Eukaryota; Metazoa; Arthropoda; Insecta; Siphonaptera; Pulicidae
Product: septin-interacting protein 1-like
Exons: 5
Coding region: 1-825 (274 amino acids)
Biological process (GO): spliceosomal complex disassembly
Cellular component (GO): U2-type post-mRNA release spliceosomal complex
Source: RefSeq, a predicted model, not a curated record